Messenger RNA from Silurus meridionalis, 4963 nucleotides. It is a transcript of the gene coro1ca, whose product is annotated as coronin, actin binding protein, 1Ca. The transcript is spliced from 12 exons. Lineage: Eukaryota; Metazoa; Chordata; Actinopteri; Siluriformes; Siluridae. The record is from RefSeq and is a predicted model, not a curated record. The coding region runs from base 318 to 1781 and encodes 487 amino acids. Gene Ontology annotation, molecular function: actin filament binding. Gene Ontology annotation, biological process: actin filament organization; neural crest cell migration.
UCCAAAUAUGGCGCUAAGAGGCGGGGCGUUGGGGAAUGGGCGUGGCUUCCGGCCUGUAGCCUCGGAAAGGCGAAGGGAGUCGCGCCAAAGGCAGGGAUACGUUCAGGGGGACUGCUGCUGCUUCAAAAAAAUUAAAAUAAAAUAAAAAAAGGGAAAGAAAAAAAGGGGGAGCUGAAGUUGUACAUAUUACAGAUUUACCGCUGGUCAGGGAUUUGUUCUGCUCUAGAGAAGAAACGCUCUUUCCAUUCUUGCUCCUGUAAGAUCAGCGGACUCGGGAGCCUCACCCAUAGGGAGCAGCUCUGUGACAGGGAACGGAAAUGGAUAGACUGGAAGAAAGAGAUAUGAGACGGGUAGUGAGGCAGAGUAAGUUCCGGCACGUGUUCGGCCAGGCGGUAAAGAAUGACCAGUGCUACGAUGACAUCAGGGUGUCCCGGGUUACGUGGGACAGCGCCUUCUGCGCCGUAAACCCCAGAUUUGUCGCCAUCAUCGUGGAGGCCAGUGGCGGCGGAGCGUUCAUGGUUCUGCCUCUUCAGAAGUCGGGCCGUAUAGAUAAGUCCUACCCGACGGUAUGUGGACACACGGGGCCAGUGUUGGACAUCGACUGGUGUCCUCACAACGAUCAAGUGAUCGCCAGCGGCUCUGAGGACUGCACCAUCAUGGUGUGGCAGAUCCCCGAGAACGGUUUGGUGACCCCCAUGGCGGAGCCUGUGGUGGUCCUGGAAGGCCACUCUAAAAGAGUGGGCAUCAUCACCUGGCACCCGACGGCCCGCAACAUUCUACUCAGUGCCGGUUGCGAUAACGCGAUCAUGAUCUGGAAUGUGGGCACGGGCGAGGCGCUCAUCACGCUGGAGGACAUGCACCCGGAUGUCAUCUUCAGCGCGUGCUGGAACCGCAACGGCAGCCUCAUCUGCACCGCCUGCAAGGACAAGAAAAUCCGUGUCAUCGACCCGCGCAAGGAGGAGAUCGUUGCGGAGAAGGAUAAAGCCCACGAGGGAGCGAGGCCCAUGAGAGCCAUCUUCCUGUCUGAUGGGAAUGUUUUCACCACUGGCUUCAGCCGCAUGAGCGAGAGACAGCUCGCACUCUGGAACCCGCAAAACAUGGAGGAGCCCAUUUCAGUCCACGAGAUGGACACCAGCAACGGAGUCCUCCUGCCUUUCUACGACCCCGACACCAACGUCGUGUACCUGUGCGGAAAGGGUGACAGCAGCAUCCGCUACUUCGAGAUCACCGAAGAGGCGCCCUACGUGCAUUACCUCAGCACGUUCACCACCAAGGAGCCUCAGAGGGGCAUGGGCUACAUGCCCAAGAGAGGUCUGGACGUCAACAAGUGUGAGAUCGCCAGGUUUUACAAGCUGCACGAGAGGAAGUGUGAGCCAAUCAUCAUGACGGUGCCAAGAAAAUCGGACCUGUUCCAGGACGAUUUGUAUCCGGACACGGCCGGGCCGGAUUGCGCGAUCGAAGCCGAGGACUGGUUCGACGGCAAAAACGGCGAGCCGAUCCUGAUCUCGCUCAAGGACGGCUACAUUCCGGCCAAGAACCGCGACCUCAAGGUGGUCAAGAAAAACAUCCUGGACAGCAAGACCAAGCCCAGCAAGAACUCAGAGAACAACUCCGCCAGUGCUCCUGCCGCCAAAACCGCCACUGCGGCCACACCUUGUGCCAAAAGCGAUUCGAAAUUGGAUGAGGUGCUGAAAGAGAUCAAAUCGCUCCGAGAGCUGGUGAGCAGUCAGGAAAAGCGAAUCGCCAAGCUUGAGGAGCAGUUGUCCCAGAUGGACGUCUGAAGGACCCAGGCUCUCCCCACCCCAGCAACCCCUCCCUCAGCUACUGUUCAGGAAAUUCUUAUUGGCCAGGCAGGUGGGACUAGUCACUGCCAGUCACCGCGACUUCAUCCCGCCUGAGACCUGCCCAACAUUCCGAAAUGGACUUUUUUUUUCCUCAUCCUUUUUUUUUGUUUUUUUUUUUCUCAUUAAGCCCCCCAAACCCAACCACCCCUCGUACCAGUUAUAUUUGCGAAAUCCGCAGCAGAGAGACCGAAACAUAUUUCCUUCUCUCUCUCUCUCUCUCUCUCUCUCUCUCUCUCUCUCUCUCUUUCUUUCCUUCUUUCUCUCUCUAAAGCCAAGAACUUACUUUUUACUGAAACCAUGUUCCGAAAAGUGGCACUUGUGUUUUAUUUGGUGUUUUUCCAAAAAAGAAAAGGUGUUGAUCAUUCCUCUUUUGGUCGUCCCCCCCCCAAGUUCAAAUGGGGAAGAAAAGAAAAAAAGAAAAUCGUGACCAUUGUUCCAAUGUGAAGUGCUCGCUGAACUCAAAUAUUGAAAUCAGUAUUGCAUUUCUCACCAUCGUUCUUCUUUGUUGCCAAUUUUUCAACUAAUAUAUAUAUAUAGAGCUCAUACGGGCCUCCUUGACAGUAUUUGUCUAUAGAAUUUUUUUUUUUUUUUUUUUAUAAAUAUACACAUACACUUAGUCCACUUUGUACUAAUAAGGGACAUUGCAAUAGGCUGGUAAUGCAAGCGAGGGGAUUCAUUCGAUUUCUGACCGUUUUAAGCGUCCCUAUACAAGAUAUAUUCAUGUUCUGGCAACAAUUUUAACCGAGCUGGCUGUACGUACAGGUUGACAGAGGACGGCAAUAUCAAUGCAUUGCUUUCUGUUUUUUUGGGGUUUUUUUUUCUUUUCCCUUUGGGAAAUGGUUUGUUCUUUCAAUGGUUUGCAUUGUUAUUCCAUGAACAUUCAGGUCUGAUAUUUUUUUUUCCCAUUCCCUUGAAAACAGUAUCUUUUUAGUCAAUUGCAUGCAAUAAAGAUUUCAGGUGUUCUAUUUUCCCACAAUAACCCCUGUCCCGGACUCGCCCCAGCCUUUGAUUUGUGUCUUCAGUUACCUUGCGGAGUCUCGGAUGGAAGAAUCUACGUCAUUGGUGUUACACGUGAUACGCUAUGUAUUAGAAUAGAGAGCCGCAUUGGGUUUUUUUGUUGUUUUUAUUUCCCAGUCAUUCAGUAUUUCCAUUUCUGUUCUACGGACCGAACCUGAUUUCAGUAUCAAGGCUCUUUAGUUUAAAUAACACUGAUAUUCGAACAAACCAACACUUAUGUCGUUCACCAUUUUUCCUUUGUUUCUUGGAUCAAAGUAUUACCAUUUCAUCUAAGAUGUUAAGUUCCUCAAUGCGUGGAGAAAAGAAAAUCGUCUGCGUCAAAUGAGCAGUCUAGACCAACACAUUGACAUUUACUUCCUGUUUCCGUUGUGCAGGAAGUAACUGCCCUGUUCUCUUAGCCAUCUGUUUAGAAGGGUGUAGCCAAAGUUCGUCUAGACCACGUCCUAAUUAAUGUAUCUAUCACUGAACAGUAACAAAAUCUGACUCAAAUUAAGAGCUGAUCGAUAGGCUGAGGUUUUCCACGGUCAACAGAAAUAUAACAGUGCUUUCACAGUUGGCUGUGCUUAUACAGUCAUCUCUCCUGACACACCCUGUAACCAUAACUACGCCGCCCUGGGUGGUCUCGACUAACUGACUUACCUCGCAUACAUUCCAGGUUCAAAUUGUACAUGUUUUUUUUGGAAAUGGAUUAGAAAUAUUGAGAGAAUUGGUGUGUUUCAAGAGAAUGAACCCAAACACUCGCGUUGUUGCAAUGAAUUUAAAUAUUUAGCAGUGAACCCUUUUUUUAUCCCAUUUAACUCCCUUACAACUGUUUUGUCACUAAUUUCCUGGGAUCUGAUUGGUUGGGAGGUGGAAAAAGCACUCUGGGUGCCAAAACUUUUUUCAAACUUGAUGGUGACCAUAAAAAAAAAAAAAAGUAUAAAAACGGCGUAAGAAUUAAAUGUGAUGAACACUUUUCUUUCUUUUUUUUUUUUUUUUAGUUGGGUUUACUUAAUUUGGGAUGUGAGCAGGGUUUUGCAGGUUUUUUCUUUUUCUUUAUUCUUGCGCACAGUUUAUUGAAAGGAUUUUAGGAUUUUGGGGUUGGUUUCUUGCAUCCGAUUGCUUCGUUUCGAAGCCCUAACUGGGUUAUCGCAAUAAAACUUGUGAGCUGUUGGAGGGGACAAAAUAUUUGUGCCAUUUUUGAUAUGCUAGCUAGGUUUUUUUUUUUUUAUUUUAUUUUUUUUUUUUAUGGUUGAUUGCAUGCAUGGGAAAAUCGAAUGUUGUCUGAAUUGGUAGAUUGGUGGAAGGAUGAUGAGAAGAGGAUGUAAAGGGCAAGCGUGGUAGGCUUUAAGCCCAGUUUAGUGUUGUCUUUUAGUUUGUAGCGUAAUAGAAUUCAUGUUCGUGGUUUUUAUAGAAGCGCACCAUUUCAUUCCUUGAAUCCGAUUUUUCUUGUGUUGAACGGAUCGAACAAAUCAAAUGCAAAUAAAUCGCCGACUCUGCCUCCCAAAAUCAGGCAUUAAUGAUACGCCCAUGGAGCCGAGGUGAGUGGUUUCCGGGUUGUUCAACCCUCGCCGCCAUUAACCAACCCAUCAUGUAUUAGUAUAUUCUGGUGGUCAAAUAACGUUAACAUAUUAGCAAAUAUAGUCUUAAAGGUGUUUUUGCCUGACUGCUUAAUUUUGGGAUUUGUGAUUUAAUUGUACCAAUGGGACACCUUGUUGGACGGUUCACACUGGUUCAAUUGCAUUGCAUUUGAUUCAUUGAAAUUCAUCCCUCACCAAUGCCCCCAUUUUCCUUGGCUACAAAUUGGGAAUUGCACCUCAUAAGGUUACAGUGGUUGAUUUUUCUGCAAGGUUACGAAGUGUUUUAAUUUUUUUUCUUCAUGUUUGAUUUGAUUAAGUAGGUGCCGAUUUCGAAGGAUAUUUUUUGGUAGGUUGACUCGAAAGCUUCAAGCGUAUGUGACUUUUUUGAUUUCACGAACCGCUCUGUAUAUAACGUUUCAUUCCGAUGCUGCCUCUGUCAAACUGAAAACCAAGCCAUAGUUUCCAAAGUUUCCCUGUUCACUUUAAAUGGAACAUUAAAGUGAAUAAAACCCAAUAAAUUCUGAAAGAAAGAACGAAAGAAAA